AUAGACAAUAAACAAUGUAGAUGGCAGGUCUAGUAAACUGUCUGACUUGGAAUGACUCAAGGGGUGUCCUAGUGACCUGCUUCCCAUCUGUAAAUGGUAUUUGGUGGCAAUCAGUUGUAUUGAUGUGUUUUCUACUGGGAUAUAGUUGGAAGUAUUAAUUAGUGGUGUAAUAAUGAGCUAGUAUCACACUAUGGACUAUAAAUAAUACCACUGUCAUUUUACCAAUGUCUGACUUAGUGGGUUGUAGAUUAAGUUCACCAAUAUACUGGAAUGCCUGCUCUGGAAGACAAAACUUAGUUUUUUUAAAAUCAAAUUAAGAAUGGUAAUAUUUAGUCAAAAAUAGCUUCUUUUUUUUUAUAAUAAUUCACCAACAUAAAAGACUUCUAAAGUCACCCAGGCCACUUCAUCUCAAUGGAUUUAGUAAUUAUCAUUAAUAAUCCUAAUUUUGUUUAAAAAAAUUACGGUGAUCUGUUUCUAACUAGACAGGGUCACUAUAGCAUUAGUAAUACAGGUUUGUGUUCCUAAUGAUAUAGUGUUCCUUUGACUAUACUCACAACUUGGUUAUUUUAGCCUUAGAGACAAGCCUACACUGUUCUGGACCCACACAAUGAAUAAAACAUUGAAAAUAAUCAUUAACCUCUAAAAUUAUAUUAAAUAUUUAGCAAAUUACGGCACAGUGCAGGCACAAAUUGCAAAUGAGGAGGAAAAUAGAAAUAUUGAGGGUUAUGUUUAAUAAGUGUUGUUUGCAUUUUCAUGUGCACUGGUUUGUAGUUUAAAUAAUAUUUUUAUAGGUUGACCAAAAAAAGAAUUAUUACAAAAGAUGCUUACCUGUCACAUAAAACUUUCCAUUGUGACAAAAAAGGCACAAUUUUGUUAAUUUUCUAUUAAAGGGACGCUCCAGGCACCCAGACCACGUCUUCCACCCCCCCCUCCCCGGCCACGCAUGCUCAAUAGGUCUCACCUGCCGGCUGAUGAGGGACAUCGGCGCUGGAUACAGUUAAGUCAGUGUAGGGGUUUUAACCACUUCAGCAACUUGGGGUGGGAGGGAGAGGGGACCUGCAGUGCCAGGAAAACAGUUUGUUUUCCUGGCACUGGGGAGUCCCUUUAAGCAGCAAGUUUGUGAAUCAAGAAACGAAAAAGUGACAUAAAACUUUUGGAAAACACGUAGCAGGGAAUAUUUUAGCACCAAUAUGGGAAGCUAUAGGCACAAAUACACAAGUCCCUUUGUUUUAUUUUUCUUCUGCAGCUGCAGCUCUGCGUCUUGCCGCGCAUGCAUGAUAACCUCUCCAUGCUUUCCUAUGGGAAAACAUUGGAUUGCUGGGAUCAUCAAUUCUGAUAAUCUCAGCCAAGGUGGCAGAUCAGAGACGUUGCAAGAGCCGGCGGACCCACAUGGUGUAGGAAUAAAGGUAUGUUUUCUACAAAUUUAAGGCCACCUAAAUAGUGUUUGUAUUUCAGACCCUAUAGUGUUCUUUUAAGAUAAAGGCUUUUUUUUCAAGUUUAGGCUUUGAGAGCUUAAAUGUGGGACCAAGGAAUGGGUUUGUUUAGACUUUGGGAAAAAGGGUGUUUAGGGCAUAUGGAGUCUGUAGGGUUAUUUGCAAAGUACUCAUCCUCCUAUGUUUUUUGUAGUCUAGUGACACUCCUUUUUUUUAAUCGCAUAACUGCAUUAAUUCUUGUACAAUAUGCAUCACUAAGUGCUUCCCCUGCUCCUCCUGCAAGGCAUUUCCUUUAAAGGCAGAUGUGGAGUGAUCCCUUCAACUUCCUGUCCAGCCUCACACACGUCACUCAUAUAUCGGUUCAUGCAGCUCUGCUAUCAUUCUUAAUUAGACUGUCUGGAUUAAAGAGGACACUGGCCAAAGCUCCAUAUACUUAUCUCUCCCAAUCAGCCCACUUGACCUCAAAAAAGCCAUAUUAUAAAUGCUGAAAACAAGCAACCCCAUAGGACAGGCUCCCGUACGUCAGUGCCUUUUCUACCUAAUGGGAAAGGGGGUGUAAGUUGCUUGUGCAUUCUUUACCCUGAAGUGCAUAACUGCAUUUUUCUAUAUUAAAUUGUAUCUUCUAUUUGCGUGCCCAGUCCCCCAUUCUAUCGGAAUCCCUCUUCAGGAAAGUAAUAUCUUGCUCACAGUGUAUUACUUUGCUUAGUUUUGUAUCAUCUGCAAACACUGAAACAUGACUUUCAAUGCUUAUUUCAAGAUUAUUUAUAAAUAACAGAACCCAGAGGGAUACCACUUACCACUUUUGUCCAGCUUGAAAAUUUACCAUUAAUGACAACUCUCUGUACUCUAUUUUUAAGUAAAUGUUCUACCCAAGAACAUUAAUUUUCAUCGAGACCAACUUCUUUGAGUUUGCACACUAACCUAUUGUGUGGAACCGUGUCAAACGCCUUAGCAAAAUUCAAGUAGAUCACAUCCACUGCAACACCCUGUUCUAUACAUGACCUAUGUUUCAAAAAAACAUGCUGAUUAUUUUCUGAUAAUAAUGUUCUUCUCAAUGAAUUCCUGAAUACUAUCCCUUAUUAACAUUUCAAAUACUUUCCCAGCCACAAAAGUUAAGCUUACCGGUCUAUAAUUGUCAGGCAAGGAUUUUAAACCCUUUUUGGAUGUAGGAACCACAUCUGUGACCUUCCAAUUCUCAGGUACCUUUCCUGAAGGAAAAGAAUCUUGAAAGAUUAAAAACAGAGGCUCACUUAUUUCCACACUUAGCUUCUUAAGUACUUUUGGGUGAAUACCAUCAGGCCCCUGGAGCUUUGUUUAUAUUAACUUUCUUUAGUUGCUACAGCACUUUGUUUUGUCAUCCAAUCACAAAUUUUCUACAAGUUUUUGCAGCAAACAUUUGCAUAUCUUUAGCCAUCCUUAUUAUAUACUGAGGAUCAAUGGUUAUUUAACAUUUCUGCCUUUACCUCAUCUGUAUUAACACCCCCAUCUCAGUUUUCAAUGUACCUACACUUUCAUUUUUUGUAUAAAUUUUGGUUGGUUUAGCAAAUCUAUUUUUGCAUGGUUUAUUAGCUUACUUAUGUCUUUUAUAGAGACCAAUUUAUAGUAGUUAUGCUGUGUCUCCCCCAACUCCUUGGGUGCUACAGAAAAAACAUGGGGCAAAGCUCUAGUUCUCAAUCUAGGGGUUAAAAACCACUGGUUUAAGGUAUUCUAUGAUCCGUAUUCGCUAUCAACAAAGUGCAACAAAUAAUAGUUUUGGUAGUUUCAUUCAUAAUGUGCAGUUACAACUUCUCCUUUUUUAUUUAAUAGCUCAUGGUUAGAAAAUUGCUUUAUAAGAACUAAUGGAACCGAUAGUAUUCACCCCCCGUUUGUACCAGCAGAGAUACAACUUUGUGGUGUCCUAUGUGGAUCAAUACAAACCUAAAAAGGUCAGUGUCUGUCUCUUUACUUCUGUUAGAAUUAUAAUAAUUAUGUUUUAGUAUCUCACUGUGACGGAAUGCCUGGCACCCCGACUGGGUACCCACGUCAAUCGCUGCUUCCUAGUAAUCCUUUAGUACCAUAAGCACCGCACUUGACACCAUAACCACUGUAAACCCCACAAACCGGCGCAGCUUGGUUGGGGUCUCGCUGUCCUCCACCCACCCUGGGCCGAAGACCAGGAUCUAGCUUCCAGUGGGUAGACCUCUCUUAGUCCAUAGAGCAAAGCAGGCUGCUCUUACAAGAGCAAUCUUUGUAAUCCAAGGGAGUAUAGUGAUUAUAGCAAUCCCCAGAGUGAAUAUAGCUCUCCAAUUCCACAAACAUGAGCCUAGACUUCAUGGAGGAUAAAACGAAUCUGUUUAAUGGCAGCCAGAACUGGCCUUAUAUGCAGGUCCCCAUGCAAGGGGCACUCCCCCGGGACCUGAGAGUAGACUACAGUAAAAACAUACACAAUUGCAUUGGCUCUCAGGUCCAGGACCCUCCAAUACAAAGUAGGUCAAUCCCUCUCCUGUGCCUGGGAGAUAAUUGAGUCAGCACUGUAUUAAACUCUGUUAUCUCCAGGCACAGAAAACAUGCAUUUUUACAAAACCCCCAAAACAAAAAUACCUUUAAACAGUAAUUUCCUGGAAGUCAUAAUUUGAUCGACCUCACGCAUGGUCCCAUGCCCAAAACUGUUCCAGAGAAUCAGGUCUUGUGGUCGGUCUAGUUCGGUAGUUUAAAAACUGAACAAACUACCGAACAUAUUCAAGAGUCUUACCCUGGAGCUUGUUCCCCUUGUUCGUGGGAACGUUUCCAUCGAACAUGGUCUUCCUAAGUGUUAUAAAACUGAACACAGGCGAUCAUGGAAGUCCAGCUGUGUUUGGGAGUUUGUGUCCGAAAAUAGUUACAUGAACUGGACGACCAAACAACGCUGCCUGUGUUCAUGCGAAUAAGAUGGCCACCACCUCGUUGUCGUCCAUAGGAAAUGCGGCGACUCAGACGAACACUGCGGCGGAAAUUGCUAGAAAGUAGCAAUUAGGCUUAACAAGCUCCAGGGUGGUCUCCGGUUUGUGCGGUUGUUCGGUUCCCGAACCAUAUAGUCCAGAUACACGGAGACUUUUCGGUGUAUAUUACAGUGCCCAUAGUCUGUGGGCAGGAGUUCAUGGCAAACUCACUCUGGCCUGCUUGUGAAAAGCAAGGCUGGAACUGGGGGACAGGUGGCUCAUCUUAAGGGGCUUGGAGGACCUUCCUGUAUAGUGUGUUAAAUUGGAGGGAGGGGGGGGGGCAUUGUAUUAAUUUGAGGAAGGGGGCAGUGUAUUAGAUUGGGUGGAGGGACAGUGUAUUAGAGUGGAGGGGGUUUAUUGGAUUUGGGGUCACGGUAGUAGAAUAGGGGGUGGGGGAGUGUAUUAGAUUGCGUCUGCAUGGAGGCGCUGAAUGCUCCCCAUGGAGAUGCUGAUUGGCUGCGCAGCUUUUUGCUACACAUGCGCAAUAGCCUCCCAAUGCUUUCCUAUUGGAAAGCAUUUUUUUGGCUGAGCUGAUCAAGUUUGAAGAACACACUCAUAGCACUUCAAAAUCAACAGGAUAGCAUCAUUUGUUUUUUACAGCUGUGCAGCAGCAUACAUUCACCAUUUCAGUCCCAUUACCAUAAUAUGUCAAGGUAGUUGGACUGAAACAUUGGUUAUAUGCAAAUACCUAUCUCCUUAAAAUGAAUUUGCUCUUUUGUUUACUUUGAAGCUCUACGAGCUUGAGAACAUCCAGUGUCAGUUAGGCAUCUUUCUUUUUAGACUGUACUUUCUGAAAGAAACCUAAGUUUCUUUGAAAACUGAAAUGUUUGGUUUUUUGCUGCCCACAUAAACUUAAACCUUGUUUAUUUAGCCCGUGUUAGCCUUUGAGUUUGACAUGCUUGUUGUACAGGGUCAUAGAACACCCUGCAUAUUUAGUGUGUGCAGGGUUAAAUCCCUGCUCAAUCGAUGGAAUCUAGGGAUUCCCUCUGUCUGCUGGGGCCCCAGACUUUUAGAUGAACUGGGAGCCAGUGCUUCAAACAGUUCUUUAAUUUGACAUUUAAAUGCCCUAGUGAUUUCAGUGUGAGCAGGUUUAAAUCCCUGAUCACACCCCUAACCCCACAUAUCAAUGAAUAAUCGCCUCUCCUUAAAGUGCAUAAGCCAGUUUUAGUGGCCCCACACUUUUUGAUGCACUGUUUGCAGUGUUGGAAGCAGCACUUUAAAUAGGCAUUUAAAUGUCUAUGUGAAUAAUGCAACGUGAGCAGGGUUAAAUCCACCACUAACCUUGGCGGGAGGGGGACCCUGAGGGUGGGGGCACUCUCAGGGCACUAUAGUGCCAGGAAAACGAGUAUGUUUUCCUGGCACUAUAGUGGUCCUUUAAUGUAAGCAUUGGGUAUAGUUGGGUUAGCGUUAACUAUCAAAAAUUAAUUUAGGUCCUAAACAAAUUAGCUAUUUAAUAAUCCGGACUGAUAUAUUAAUCUAUUUUGAGUUCUUUUUAAUUAGUUGCACUGGAUGUGUAAAAAUUAUUAUAAGCCAAAGUGUGAAUUGUUUUCUCUAAAUUCUUUCCUAUUUGUAACAUUUAUUUCACAAGUACUGUUGUGUUAGGUAUACAUAUAGAAUGUUAAAUGAAAGCCUUUUCUGUCCUUUAAAAAUUGGUAUAUAAUGUGUAUCGGGUACUUGAAGAAAAAAAAACCUUAAAUUACGGUGGAACAAAGCUUCUGCUCAAAUUCAAGGUUUUGUUUUGGUUCAGAAUGUUGACUAUUGCCUCCGUCCGUGACUUAGAAAUAUAUAGAAUGUGUCGGCAGAUAAGAACCAUUUGCCCGAGGGGGUGUGGUCCAACCGUCGACCGAGCUGGACGCGUGUGUGUGAAGCUCUGCUCGGCACAUACCGCUAACAGCACACAAAAGCAAUUGGUACUGGCCCACUGUCCACAUGGAUAAGCGCACCCCACGUAAACACCCUAAAAAAGCGUCCGAAACGGGCGUGAAAGUGACUGACCUGUUUGCGGCCUCCCGCGUGGCUCAGGCUGGCAACCAAAAUGGCGGGCGAUACCCACCGAGCACCACUGCCUCAGAUAAUGAAGAGGACGCUGGACCCUCCUCACUGCAGCCUGACACAGCCCAAAUCCUCAUGAAGCUGUCAGAAGUGCGCUCCUACCUGGCAAGGGAGAUCACCUGCUCCACGAGCGAAGUCAAAGCAGAAAUACAUGCUCUGGGAGCACAAACGACCAUCCUGGAGCAGAAAUUGGAAGAGACAAGCCCACGAUCUGGUGACCGAUAGUCUCAUCACUCACAGUCCGGCUCCAAACCGCUGAAUCCACCAUAGAAGACCUAGCUAACAGGUCUUGGCGCAAUAAUAUACGCCUGAGAGGCUUGCCGGAUAGAGAUGGAGAGGUACCAAUGACAGACAUUAGACUCCCCAUCCUGAGACCCUUAUGCCCUGACAUACCGGGAGAACUGUGGCAUGUUGACAGAGCUCAUAGAGCCCUGAGAGCUUGGAGAGCCGACGACUCACAACCCAGGGAUGUCAUCAUCCGCUUCCAUUUCUUCCAAACCAAGGAAGCCCUGAUGGCUAAAAGCAGAGAUGGCCCGAUCCACUAUAAAGGCGCGGAACUGACGCUGCUCCAAGACCUCUGACCAAUCACCCUCCAGAGGCGCAGAGAAUGGAGACCAAUCACUGACUUACUGAGAUAGAAGAACAUCAAGUACGCUCGGGGCCAUCCAUUCGCCUUCAAAGAUGGCCGCCCUCACACAUUGCAUCUCACCGGUGAUCCGGGAGUCUUCCUACGCAGCCUGGGGAUCCAGACUCUGGUCCAGAUCCUGGCACCAGCGGACAUAUCUGAACUACCCACUCCAGAGAGGGGCACACCGUGUGCAGGUAACGACCACCGAACCGCCUUCACUGGGGACACUAGACACUCGGCGCCCGGCUGGGGGACUGCUGGUGGCAAGGCCCAGGCAGCUGAGCAAUGUCCUUACACUUAAUAUCCCUUAAUGCAAAGGGGCUGAAUGCCCCCAAAAAACGGAGGCUCAUGUUCCGCGAGCUUAAACGUUUGAACGCGGAUGUUGCAUUCUUACAAGGGACACACUUGCCCCAUGGCUCCCAUGUGGCCCUGAGAGAUGACAUCUAUUGCUCUGUUUUCGAGGCACUAGCGUUCCGAAAGCACAACGGGUAGCCAUAGCAAUACACAAUAGAUGCCCACUUCAAGUCACACAGGCUGUCUCAGACCCGGAGGGGAGGUUCCUCAUACUCUUAUAUUCACACACACUGCACCUUGUUAACAUAUAUGCACAUAAUGAUCCAACACCAGCUUUCUGGGACGACUAUUUGCCUCGUUUCCACUGAGCGUAACGGUUCGGUAUGGUACGCUAUUUUGAGUGUUUCCAUUAUGAAAGGGGCCCAUACAACCGAACCGCACCGUUCAUGGUCCCCCUUCAGAUAUAGGGCCAUAGGAAAUGGUACGUUACGGUUAGGGCGGCGCUACUAGCGUCACACUAUACAAUCCAUUGAUUGGCGGACAUGAAAACGUCAAUGCUCACGACAAAUAACACUCUAGGCAUUUUUUCUAAACCCCACAUGGCCCCUCGUGGUCCGACUUGCAGUGGAAAAGCUCACCCGAAUAGGCUGGACCCUUCUAACCCUUCCAAAUUGUACCGACCCGAACCGUUAUGCUCAGUGGAAACGAGGCAUUAAUGACCCAACUUGCAGACCUUCCCCACGGGUUCGUAGUCGUUGGAGGGGAUUUCAAUGCAGCCCCAUGCCCGGCGAUAGAUAGGAGCUCUAGAGACGGGACAGCUGGGUUCUCAGGGACGAGGGACACAUGACAGACUACUCCACGGCUUCAUACAACAAACGGGACUCAUUGACAUUUGGAGAGCACAUCACCCAUGCACAAGGGACUACACAUUCCACUCUGCUCCCCACAACACAUACUCGCCUAUGUAUAUGUUCCUAGUUAAUGGGGCAAUGGUGCCCAGAGCGACCCACUCACACAUCGGCACUAUAUCGUGGAAAAACCACGCAGACAUAGCGCUAACACUGACCAACCUCUGUGCGGCUACCCCGUGGAGCUGGAGGCUUAACACAGCACUCCUAAGGGACCCGGCAGUGGUUGAUACAAUAAAGGAGGAGCUGAAAGCUUACUUCGCCCUGAACACCACAGAUAACAUCCCCCCCAGCUACCAUUUGGGCAGCACAUAAGGCCGUAAUUAGAGGGACCCUAGUGAAACAAGCCACCCUUAAAAAGAAACCGUAAUAACGGACCAACUUGCCACCCUACGCAGAGUAGAACAACAACACAAACAAAACCCUACCCCAGCCAAACUGCAAGAACCGCGAGCAAGGUGCUUAGAGGUCAAAGAAACACUCUUAGAUGACACAGCUAGGUCACUAAACUGGACGAGAAGGACCUACUAUGACAGGGCAAACAAAAUGGACUCCCUGCUAGCCAGAACGCUAAGACCCAAACAGAAACAUGCGCACAUAACUAAAAUCAAAGACAGGCUAGGGAACCUACAGACCACCAACUGACGUAGCUCAGGUUUUCACCGACUAUUUUCAGGCCCUAUACAAUCACUCCCCUACUCAGCGGGGCCAGGAACUAGAGGAGGAGGACAACGUCAGCACAUACCUACAACAACAAGACUUACCAAAACUGACAGGAGAGACCAUCCAAGUCUUAGGAGGCCAAAUCACGGUAGAUGAAAUAGAUGCCCAAUCUCAUCGCUAAAGGAUAACAAAGCCCCGGGACCGGACAGCUUUGACGGGCCUACUUUACAACGUUUAGGGAGGAACUGGUCCCUCACCUGACGACAUGGUUCAACGACCUCAUGGACGGUUGCAGCACGGACCGAGACAUGUACCUAGCGAACAUAGUCCUAAUCCCGAAACCGGGCAAAGACAACACUAGCCCUGAGAAUUAUAAACCCAUAUCCAUGAUCAACCACGACGGUAAGUUAUUAGCAAACGUAUUAGCGAUGAGACUGAACUCGUUAUUAUAACGGCUGGUCCACGCGGACCAAGUAGGCUUUGUUCACGAUAGACAACUAUUCGAGAACACACAACGCAAUAUUGACAUUAUCUGGAGGCAGACGAAGACAGGGUAGCCGUCUCUGAUACGCUUACUAGAUGCCAAAAAAGCAUUUGACAGGGUCCUGCCUAUCUGGGCUUCCCAGCCCCAUACAUUACAGCAAUCACCGCAAUGUACACUGAUGCAAAGGCUCAGAUUCGGUUCACCGGGGCCCCGAACAGACCCUUCGGUCUCGGGAAUGAGACUACACAGGGCUGCCCGCUCUUGUUUGUUCUCAAACCGCUUUUACAUAAAAUCAGGAACCAUCCUAAUAUUCACAGGGUGACCAUUGGGGGGGUUAAGGGGGAACAAUUCAAAGUGGCAGGUUACGCAGAUGACAUACUCCUCACACUGACUCACCCAGAGGACUCAAUGCAGAUCCUCGUACAGGUGCUAGAAGUAUAUGGCGGCUUAUCGGGCUAUAAAGUUAACCUGGGAAAGUCCAGUGCCCUACCUCUCAACAUGACAGACAUAGACGCCACCUUUAUCACCACAACGCACCGUAUGCAACUAAACCACACUGCCAUUAAAUAUUUAGGAGUCAGAUUAACGGCCUUCCCUGACCAAUUAUACGUGCAGAACUAUAUACCGCUUUUUAAAUAUCUGAUUGGCGACCUGAUUAAGUAGGUUAAUAAACCUAUAUCGUGGAUCAGCCGAGUCCACACAAUUAAAAUGAACAUCCUCCCCAGAAUCCUAUUCAUGUUCCUGGCCCUGCCUAUCCCUAUCACCUAAACUGAUCUGGCACUGCUCCAACAGACGACAGCGAACUUUAUAUGGAAUAACAGACGACACAGAGUAUCUCGAAACGUUUUGUAUCGCUCAAAGUGCUCGGGGGGUCUGGGAAUGCCCAAUCUUUUUUAUUACUACUUAGUAAUAAGCAACCAGCUGUUGCACUCCCAAUAGGAGGAGAUGGGUAGAUCUAGAGUCUCUCAUGACAGGCACAGAUCUCCCCCAAUUCUACUUCUGGCUACUCAAGAAACACAGGGUGUUUCUCAGAUCGGACUGCCCGUCCAUACUCAACUCCGUCCAGGUCUGGGACAAAUACGCAGUGAAAUAUGGCCUAGUGAGGCUCCCUUCCCCAAUGACACCUCUGUUUAGGAACAGAGCAUUCCCCCUGGGGAUGAAACCCCGAGACUUUAAAAUCUUGGAAUAUGCUGGACUCCAAAGGCUAUGCCAUAUGACUAACGGAGACCGCAUACUCACUUUUGACGAAUUAAAAGAGAGGGUGACUCUUACACCUGGAGACUUCUUAAGGUACCUGCAACUUAAAGAUUUCAUCGGCCAACCCAACAUAAAAGAACUAGCUAGCAAAAAUGUUACUUCACUAGAAAGCAUGUGCCUGAAGGAAUCAAUACACAGGGGCAUGAUCUCAUCCAUCAACACCCACAUAGCCUCUAAUACAACAGAAUGGGGCAGCCUCACAUAUAUUGAUCAAAAGGAAUCAGACUUGGGAGAACAACUAGAGGGGGUUGAGUGGCAGGAAAUCUGGGAAGCCAAUAACUCGGUCUCAGUUUUUACAACGGUCCAAGAGCAGGCUUAUAAAACUAUGUAAACAACACCGGUACUGCUCUACCGCAUGCAGCAGACCCCCAACGACCUCUGUUGGAGGAACUGUGGGGGGAAUGCCCAGUAGUAAAACCUUUCUGGCAAGAGGUAGGAAAACUCCUGGCACAGAUCUUUCAGCGUAGGGUGGAGAUCGAUCCCUGGGUCUUUCUGCUCUCUAGAACACGGGACGACUGGGUGAGAUCAGACCAAAAACUCCUCCAUAAAUUAACCCUAGCGGUGUGUAGAGCCCUGGCACAAACCUAGCUUCAAGUGAACACCCCACCUCUCUCCGUAGUAAUACAUAAAAGGAAAGACACCUGUCUCAUGGACAGACUGACUGCAAUUACCUGGGGAUCCCUGCAGAAACACAAAAAGAUGUGGGAACCAUGGCUAAACGCUGAUAUGGGUGGUUGAACAGGGUGUCGGGGAGGGCGUCAAGGAUCUUGAGCCCGCCACGUAGGGACCCCCUCGGUGCUCCUGGCUCACCGCUGGCUGGGCCUCUUUGCUGCUUCUCCCUGCCUGGGUCUGCAAUGCUUUCCUAUGGACGUCCAGCGUCUUCUCACUGUGAUUUUCACAGUGAGAAUCGCGGAAGUGCCUCUAGUGGCUGUCAGUGAGACAGCCACUAGAGGCUGGAUUAACCCUCAGUGAAACAUAGCAGUUUCUCUGAAACUAUGUUUUCAGCUGCAGGGUUAAAACUAGGGGGACCUGGCUAUAGUGGUCCUUUAAGUUGUUGUUUCACCAGUAGUCUCAAGAAAAUAUAAAUAAUUUGAACAAAUAUAUGCCAUUGCUGCAUCAUGUGAUGUGAUGAAAAAUUGAUGUAUCUAUUAUUUAACCCCUUAAGGACCGAGGACGGUUCAGGACCGUCAUCGGCAUUUUUGCCUUGCCGACCGAUGACGGUCCUGAACCGUCCAAACGGUCUGGGGGUACUUACCUGAUCGCCGUCGUUCCCCCGGCGGCGAUCAGUGUUCCUCCAGUUGUGGGGAGACUGCCUGCAGCCCAGACAGUCUCCCCACGGCAGAUUAGGACCCCUGUGGCCAUGUGAUCGCUUAACACAGCGAUCACAUGGUCACAAUAGGUGUCCAUAGUGCUGCCUGCAGGGGGACUGCCUGUGCUGACAGGCAGUCUCCCUGCAACUGUAAAAUCAGAAAAAAAUUAAAGUUAAUGGUAAUAAAAAAAAUAAUAAUAAUUAUAUAUGUAUAAAUAUGAUAUAUAGACAUAUAUUAUAUCUAUAUAAUAUAUGUCUAUAUAUCAUAUAUAUAUAAUGUCAUACUAAGUGUAUUUUUAUAUUAAUAUGUACUUAUAUUAAUAUAAAAAUACACUUAUAAUUAAAUUACACACGUAUAUAUAUAAUAUAUAUACUAACUAUAUAUAUUGUAUAUAUAUAUUAUUAUAAAAUAUAAAUAAUAAGUAAUUUAAAUUAAAUAAAAAAAAUUUAAAAUAAUAAUAAAAAAUUUUUAAAAAAAUUAUAUAGCUAUAUGAAAUUUUAUUCUAACUGUAUUUUAAAAUUAAUAUAUAUAUAUUUAUAUCAAAAUACACUUAGAAUGAAUUUGUAUAUAUAUCUAUGUAUAUAAAAAUAAAUAAAAAUAAUAAGAAAUAUACAUACGUCCAUAUACAAAAUUACAUAAAUAAUUAUAUAAAUAUACACGUAGACUUCAAAUAUAUAAAUAUGCAUAUAUAUUUAAAUUCUACGUGCGUAUUUAUGUAAUAUUUUUACAUAAUUCAGUAAUUUUAUUGAUUGCAAUUUGAGGGACCUGCCUGCCAACCCAGGCCGAAAUUCCAGAGAAUUUAAUUUGCUAGCACUGUAUUUUACCCUGUAACGUUCUACGACACCCUAAACCUGUACAUGGGGGGUACUGUUUUACUCGGGAGACUUCGCUGAACACAAAUAUUAGUGAUUCACAACAGUAAAACAUAUCACAGCGAUGAUAUUGUCAGUGAAAGUUACUUUUUUUGCAUUUUUCACACACAAGCAGCACUUUUACUGAUGAUAUAAUUGUUGUGAUACGUUUUCCAGUUUUUAAACACUAAUAUUUGUGUUCAGCGAUGUCUCCCGAGUAAAACAGUACCCCCCAUGUACAGGUUUUAUAGCAUUUUUGAAAGUUACAAGGUCAAAUAUAUGGGUCAAAUAUUUUUACAUUGAAAAUAGCCAGGUUGGUUACGUUGCCUUUGAGAGCGUAUGGUAGCCCAGGAAUGAGAAUUACCCCCAUGAUGGCAUACCAUUUGCAAAAGAAGACAACCCAAGGUAUUGCAAAUGGGGUAUGUCCAGUCUUUUUCAGUAACCACUUGGUCACAAACACUGGCCAAAAUUAGCGUUCAAUUUAGUUUUUUUACUUUUUUCACACACAAACAAAUGUGAAUGCUUACUUUGGCCGGUGUUUUCGACUAAGUGGCUACUAAAAAAGACUGGACAUACCCCAUAUUGAAUACCCUGGGUUGUCUACUUUAAAAAAUAUGUACAUGUGGGGUGUUAUUCAGAGAUUUAUGACAGAUAAUAGUGUUACAAUGUCACUAUUGAUACAUUUUAAAAAUGUAUGUUUUGAAACCGCAAUAUCCUACUUGUACCUAUAGCCUAUAACUUGGAAAAGAAAGCAAAAAAGCACGUAAACACUGGGUAUUUUUAAACUCAGGACAAAAUUUUGAAUCUAUUUAGCAGUUUUUUUCAUUCGCUUUUGUAGAUGAGUAAAAGAUUUUUCAAGUAAAAGUCAAAAAAACAUGUAUUUUUUUCAAUUUUUCAUCAGAUUUUUGUAUUUUUUUUAAAUUAAAAUACAUGAGAUUAUAUAAAUAAUGGUAUGUAAAGAAAGCCCAUUUUGUCCUGAAAAAAACAAUAUAUAAUUUGUAUGGGAACAGUAAAUGAGAAAGCGGAAAAUUACAGCCAAACACAAACACCACAAAAGUGUAAAAAUAUUCCUGGUCGCAAAUGUACAACAUCGCAAAAACAGUCCAGUCCUUAAGGGGUUAAAUUUGUACCAUAAUCAUUUCUCGUCCCAUAAAAGCCGGAUAAAUUGUUUUAUAUGUUGUUUUUAUAGUAAAAGGAAAGCAAACAAUCCUGUUAGUCUUCUGAGCCUCUCUUUUUGUGCAAUAACACUGGCACGCAUGCGAAACAGCAAGUUGUGUCUAAUGAGAAGCACAUGGAAAACGGUGCCGAUCACUUGAUCGAGACUGUUAAAUUAAAUUUUUUUCCACUUUAUUACUUAGGAACUAGUUACUUUAAAGAGUAACACUGUUUUUGUUAGCAGGUAUUCCAUAUUAACCCACAGGGAUGUGGAAUUCAUAUUGCCCGCGACAUGAAGUUCUUGGCAGGAAGAUUUUUCAUUCUUUUAGUCCUGCUGCGGGCAAGUAGCAGGGCUGUCUUGAGGGAAUUGGUGCUGGCAUGGAGUGUAUCUGCGGCAGGAGGAGAACCAGACCCUCUGUCGCUCACUUCGGCGGCUCACAGGGAGGAGUAAGGAGCGGCAGCAACCAGCCUCUCCUCACAAUGCUCAAGAUUCAUGACCACCAGUAUUCAACAUGACGUAAUAUCCUGACGGCUGACACGCUUUUAAUGAGCAGAGACAGCAUGAGACAGGCUGCACAUCCACUGAACAUCAGUUGGUGGUAAUCUGUGCUGUAUGUAGAAUGUGUACUCACAUUACUAUUCAUACUUGAAACGGUAUCAUUUCAUUUUGCUUUUGCUACUUGUUUAAUGACCUGCAUAAUAUUAUAUUGGAAAUGGUUGCAUGUUUCUACAAUGUAUUUGAACAUUCUGUUUGUCUUUUUGCAUUGCAGGUUGCAGACCUGGGCUGUAGCAAUUGUUCACUUCUGAGAAGGUUAAAGUUUUGUGAUUGCAUUGAGGAGCUUGUAGGCCUGGACAUUGAUCAAAGAUUGCUGACAGACAAGAAGUAAUUUAUUUAUUCGAUUAUUUUAUGAAACAGUGUUCAGCUCUAAGUGCUAUUUUCUAGAUAAGAAACUCCUACUCUGUAAUGUUAUUAGGAUCUUCUAUCAAAAUGUAGAGUGAUUAGAGUUUAAUUACACUUCAACAUUAGUCCAUUGAUCACAUUUGUUUUUAAAGUAAUGGGAACAUCUUGAUAUAGUAACCAUAUCUAAACUUAGAAUGUGACAGACACUGUAAUAUAAUUCAUUUAAUUAGUUUGUCUAUUUUCCAUAUCACUUACCUCACAUUUUGUCAUUGUUAAAUGGAGCUAUUGGUAACGUAAUACACACUGUCAUGGAUUUUUUGGAAUAUGCUCCACUGGGCAGUUUGUAAAGGAUCUUACAAGAGGAACUCAUUCAUUUCUUAAGUGCAAGCUUUGUCCUUUAUCACCAUUUGUUUACUUCUUUCCCAUAUCAACUGGGAGUUAUUGUAAGUAUGUCUUACCGAACCACUUUUUUGUCAUUUUCUAGUAUUUUAUGUGCCUUUCUCUAGCCUCCUUAAAGGGACACUAAAGUCCCUAGAACCAUUACAGCUUAUUGUAGUGGUUCUCUAGUCUGCAGUAUGCAUGGAGAUGCCAAAUGUUCCCCAUAGAGAUGCAUUGUUUCUAUAUAUCUCUAUAAGGUGAAAUGCAUUUUGCCAUACAUACACAAUAGCCUGCCAGUGCUUGUCUAUGGGAAACAUUGGAUUGACAGAGGUCAUCAAGAUUGGCGAAGGUUGGGUCAGCCAAUCCGGGGAGGGGGGAAAAGGUAAGUUUAAUCACCUUUUCACUACAAUCUGAAGGGAGCCGGUGACCUAAAAAGCUACUCCAGGACUAGAGUAUUAGGAAUACAUGUUUGUAUUCCUAACACUAUAGUGUUCCUUUAAGUGCCUCUACUGACCUCUCCCUUUAAGGGUCUUUCCCUAGCGCCCCAUAGUGUCUGUCAAUGCCCACACCCAGUGUUUUUCUUUGGUUCCAUCUUUCAGUGUUUAUUCCACCCAUCUCACCUUACCUGAGUAAUAUACCUUAAAGGUAGCAUGGCCGUCACAGCGUUGCUAAGUUGUCAGUGGUCAACUUUUUUUAUGUUCGGUCUCAACACUAGAAUACCACGUGACUGGCAGCAAUGUGGGGAAUCAGAGUUUGUGAUAUAAUGUUAUAUACUUUAUCUGUCGGUCUGCUGGGAGCUGAUAAGGAUUCUGUUUUUAAAGCUGAAAAGAAAAGAAGUGUUCAGCACUGACAAGUGGACUGGGCUACAACAUCCUGAGUGCAUCUAGGGCGGGAUCCCAGGCAGCUUCCCAGCUUGCUCACUUCUGGAAACUGGCCUAAUCAUCAGCAUGGCCUUUAAGAACAAUGACAGAGUGAGGAUUGGCUCAGGAUUUAUGCAACUUCCUGCUUGCAGAAAAUCUUAGAGCUGAAGAUCAUGGAGAGUUACAGCAAAUACAGUAACUUCAAAAUUUAGGAUUUGCCAAACAAGUGGCCACAUGUAUAAAAUUGUUAUAUAACGUCACGUGCUGAUCAUAUUGUUUACCACACUGUGUCUUUUAUCAUUUAGGGAAUCAUUGAAACCACUCCUAAUCAGCUACUUGGAGCCCAAAAAAACUCGACUGACUGUUUCUCUUUACCACGGCUCUGUGACUGAGAAAGAUCCUGCAUUGAUUGGUUUUGAUUUAAUAACUUGUAUCGAAUUGUAA
Pelobates cultripes (western spadefoot toad) is the source of this 16575-nucleotide messenger RNA. The record is from the annotation of a GenBank genome assembly. NCBI's taxonomy places the organism in Eukaryota, Metazoa, Chordata, Amphibia, Anura, Pelobatidae.